Anopheles coluzzii is the source of this 1215-nucleotide messenger RNA. Its product is annotated as glycosylated lysosomal membrane protein B-like. The transcript is spliced from 4 exons. Gene Ontology annotation, cellular component: lysosome. Lineage: Eukaryota; Metazoa; Arthropoda; Insecta; Diptera; Culicidae. Bases 1 to 1215 code for a protein of 404 amino acids. The record is from RefSeq and is a predicted model, not a curated record.
AUGGUAUCGGCAAACAAGCAUACAUGGAUUUCGCCCUUAGGCUUUGUUGUGUCAGUGCUGCUUCUAAACGUUGCCCUUUGUGAUGAGCCCAGCAAAUUACAGCGAAAACUAACUGCUACGCUGAAUCCUGGUUGCAGAGAAUUCUGCGAAAAUAACACAGCCAUCACACUGGUGCAUAUUGCGGCCACGUCCGACACGGACACGAUCCAUUAUGUGUGGGAUUUUACCGGCAAGCCUACCAUUCUGGUAGCACUAACUAGCAAGCAGGCCGAAUUCCACAUCGAUUGGCCCAGGUUGAUGGAGAGCAAACCGGGAUCCGUACGAUUUACCGAGGCACCGCAGUACACGUUCAUGGCGAUUAUCAAUCGGAUUUUUCAAUACAAUGAUGCCGACGAUCGAGCAAUGCUGGAUGAGGGGACGAAUGCAUUCGUUUACGACCCACACAACUUCAUCUGGAACAGGAGCCUACUGUGGUCGAACGAGGAGGGCGUCAUGAUGGCGAUAAAUGCGGGCGAUGAUUUCCUGUUCAAGUUGAAUGCCUACUCGACGAAAGAUCAUGGCAUGGACUUUCCACAUCUGUUACACACUUCCAACUCCACCCAAAUUGACAUCGUGUUUAACAACAUAACGAACCGUUUCGCCAAUCCACGGUUCGCGAUAGAGCUACUGUUUGUCGUCUCAGAGCAAGCCGUUGUCGGAUCGGAGUUUGAGGUCACGAAACGCAAAACGCUGGAUGACGAGCACACGCCGGGCAUCUUCGAAAUUGUUGACGUACUAUCACCGGGAGCUUUCACUUUUUCAGCCGGUGGCUACAUCGAGUAUCGCCCCGUUUCCUACACCCACCCGGAACGAGAUGUGGCCACCUCGACCGAAACGCGGCAAAGUCAGCCGAUCACUGUACGGUCCCCGUCGGCCGUGCUGCAAACCACUCUGGCGUACGCACUGUACGGUAACAAGCUGGACAGCUAUCUAGUGCAGGGCAUGAAUGUUUCGUUCGGCGUCAGCGAGGAUGGCUUCUAUCGCAAGACCAACUACACCACCAUGACCUUCCAGGUUGGGUACGGAAUGCCACCGGUCGAGGAGUUGUCCGCAUUCGUGCUGAUUGUGGCCGGCAUCGGGAUCGGAGUACCGCUGGUUGUGCUGAUCGCUAGCUCAAUUUACGUUUGCACAAAGAAACUACGCAAUCGGGACCGAUUCCAGCAACAGCGGCUGUAA